Messenger RNA from Aspergillus melleus, 426 nucleotides. RefSeq lists its product as uncharacterized. Bases 1 to 426 code for a protein of 141 amino acids. The record is from RefSeq and is a predicted model, not a curated record. The transcript has a single exon. Lineage: Eukaryota; Fungi; Ascomycota; Eurotiomycetes; Eurotiales; Aspergillaceae.
AUGGCUAUCCUUAGGGAUACUAACAGCCACAUCACCAAGCCGAAUAUCCCUCGUCGGAAGAUCGGGAAUCCCAGCCCCAAUCCCAACCAUAAGAGCACAUCGUACAUUAACAAAUUGCUGUCGAACCGCACUUGCGCAAUGAGCGGCCUGUACGGUUCCCAUGUAAUGCGGUCGGGCGAUUACAACUUUGUGAUGUUUAAUCCGACCGUAAGAAUAGACAUAUUUCUGCGGCCCUACGGAACUCGGAUGACAUGUGUAUUCUUCAUCGAGGCUAUUUUUCACAGCGACAGCCUCAUACGGGAGCGCGCAGAAGAUCGCGAUGGUAAUUUCUUCGGCGCGUAUUUCUGUGAUGCUAUCGGAUUCGGAAGCGGACUGGGAAUCAAGUUGAUUCAGUAUUUUUGUGGAGUCAUCAUGCGAGGUGUCUGA